AGGAGCCCACUCGGUCCCUCUCUUCUCUUUCCCCCUGAGCUUAGCCCAGCCGGCCGGACGAGUGCAAAUGACUCACCAACAAGGGUUCCAGAGCGGAGGCUACAGCAGCGUGCUACAUGGAGGCUCUAUAAUACCGGGGGAAUACCGCGGCCCGACCGGUAGACUAGCCUCGUGCCUUUCCCGGGGCGCACAUUCAUCACUCGUGCGGAUAGAUAUGUUUGUUGUAAUGUGCACGCGUGCUUUUGGCGAGGACAUGGCUGAGCGCGAGGUUUGAUGGAGGAGAUUGGUGGAUUACAGCGAGUGGAAGCGUGCUAUGGCAUCGUGCAGGUGCCCACUGGACCCUGGUUCUGCAGGAAGUGUGAAUCUCAGGAGAGAGCAGCCAGAGUGAGGUGUGAGCUGUGCCCCCACAAAGAUGGCGCCCUCAAGAGGACAGAUAACGGAGGUUGGGCCCAUGUGGUGUGUGCCCUUUACAUCCCUGAAGUGGAGUUUGCUAACGUCUCCACAAUGGAACCCAUCGUACUGCAGUCUGUCCCCCAUGAUCGCUACAACAAGACGUGUUAUAUCUGUGAGGACCAGGGCAGAGAGAGUAAAGCUGCCACCGGAGCCUGCAUGACCUGCAACAAACAUGGCUGCCGACAAGCCUUCCACGUCACAUGUGCCCAGUUUGCUGGGUUGUUGUGUGAGGAGCAGGGGUCGGAUGCAGACAACGUCAAAUACUGCGGCUACUGCAAGUACCAUUACAGCAAACUGAAACACAAAGAGAGGGAGAGACACAAACCCAAACACAAGAAGAUUCUAGAGCUUUCCUCCACCCUCGCUCCAACUCCCAUGGUCACCUCAGACAAGAGCUACAGCAGCGGUGGUGGAGGAGGAGUCUCCUCUUUGCCCACCUCAUCGCAGAAGCGAUUGGAUGACAGUGCCGCCCGUUUCACCACCGCCAACUUCCAGGAAGUGCCUGUGCACUCCGGGAGUACUAAGGAUGCCCCCCCCACGGGGUCAGAGAGCAAACAAGGGUCUGAGGUCAAACAGGGCAAGAAGAGCAUUAGCCAUGGGAUUGGUGUUCAGCGGGGACGCAAGUCCCUCACACCUGGGAAGCCCCUCCCCUCUGCUGUGGUCACUACAGCAACCUCCUCCACUGCCGCCUCCUCCACUGGAACCUUUCAUCAAGCCCUCCUGCUGUCAAAUAAGACGUCCUCCACCGUGACUCCUCCCACCUCUGACUUUCUGGGCUUCUCUGAUCCGUUGCUGCGCUCUGGAGGCGGGGACUCCUUCUCCCCGCCCUCGUUCAGCCGUUGCCUAGUGAAGCCCAGUGAGCUCACGUCCUCGGAGGGCAUGGCGUCGCUCAGCACCUUCGGUUCCAUGAUGUCGCUUCCUGCCAGCGGUGGCGUAGCCGGCGGUAAACUGUACGAGAACUCUCACAGCGAGCCAACGGGGAACGUUGCUGCCACGGCCGGCUACAAACGCUCCUCAUCAUCCUCCUCUUCCUCUGCUGCCUCCUCCUCUGGGCCAGGGAUGGGGGGAGAAGUAGGAGAAGAAGGAGUGAAGGGAAAGAAGAAGAGAGGAAACUGGAGGAACCGAUAUGGACCCUGCUUCAAUGCUCCUGACGGCAUGGCUACAGACGGAGCUGAGCACCACACAGCACCGCUACCUCUCCCCUCAUCGUCCUCUUCUCUCUCCUCCACCUCAUCCUCCUCUCCUUCCCCCUCCUCUACCAGCGCUCUGCCAGGCCGGCCCGGUGGAGGAGAGAGAGGAGGUGUCAGCAGUGGGAUCCAGAAGUCUCCUUCCUUACUGAGGAACGGCAGUGUGCAGAUUGAUGGAGUCACCUCUACUCCUUCUGGGAUCGGUGCAUUCUCCAGUGGUGACGUGUCAUCAGGGGCGGGACCUGUUGCUAUGGGUGGCGCUAACUCUGAGUUGCAGCAGCCGACACCCUCACUAGCCCCUCCCACUCCCCUUACUGCCACAGCCCCCCUGACCAGCACAGCCUCCUCCCAUGUGAGUGGGUUACCAGGUCUAGUGUUCAACAUGGCUCCCUCCCACAUGUUUGGAAACCGACUCAACCCCAACUCUGCCAUGGCUGCUCUCAUCGCACAGUCUGAGGCUUCCCCCGCAGAUCAGGAUGUUGGAGAUGGAAACAGUGUUGGAGCUCAGGGCUUCCCCAGACGAGCCUCUCCCAAGACCACCCUCUCUCCACAUUCUCCUCUAGGUGGGCUACAGAUCCGGUAUGACCCAGGGUCAGGGUCAGCGUUAGGUUCAGGUCAGGCGGGCGGAGGGGACACCUCUAUAGAACAGCUGCUGGAGAGACAGUGGAGCGACGGACAACAGUUCCUACUGCAGCAGGGAGGACAGGGAGAUGUGUUGGGGAUGUUGAAGUCCCUGCAGCAGGAGAACAGCCCGCCUCAAGCUCAACGGGUUGCCAUGGAAACAAUGCUGCUGGGAGGGGAAGCUGAGAUCCUAUGCGGGUUCUGA
Messenger RNA from Salvelinus sp. IW2-2015, 2466 nucleotides. NCBI's taxonomy places the organism in Eukaryota, Metazoa, Chordata, Actinopteri, Salmoniformes, Salmonidae. The record is from RefSeq and is a predicted model, not a curated record.